Gallus gallus (chicken) is the source of this 1454-nucleotide messenger RNA. RefSeq names its product immunoglobulin-like receptor CHIR-AB1 (gene CHIR1AB3). Lineage: Eukaryota; Metazoa; Chordata; Aves; Galliformes; Phasianidae. The coding region runs from base 18 to 944 and encodes 308 amino acids. The transcript has 7 exons. The record is from RefSeq and is a predicted model, not a curated record.
CUGAGCCCCCCAUUUGCAUGCCCCCCGUCAUGGAUGGGUGGCUGUGUCUCUGCAUCCAGUCUGCAUGGGGGUUGUGGCUGGCAAUAGGGACACCCAAACUCCUGGACCCCACAGGUGCUGAGGAGCCGUCUCGUGCCAAUCUGGUGAUGGCACUGGUGAGGGGCUUUGUGGCUGCACUCGUCUUUGGCCUCGGAGUCUUCUUUGUCAUCGAUGCCCGCAGCCUCUGGAUACGGAGAGAUGACAACUGUGUCUCGCUGUCCCCAGGCUGCUCCUGCCUCAUGGCACCAAUGGCGGUGGCCCUCAUCCUGGGUUGGUGGCUGGUGGCAGCGAGCAGGGCACAGCAACUGCCCCAACCCUCCCUGUCGCUGCACCCCAGCCAGGGGGUGUCCCUGGGGGACACUGUCACCCUGCGCUGCCACCUGCCCCGCAUGGCUGCCUGGGUCCAGCUCUGGCACAAUGGAACUCUGAGAUUUGACAAGGAAAAAGACAAGGAGCAGGAUGCAGCUGAGUUCUCCUUUGCUGUCACAAACCUGGAGGACGCCGGGACAUAUCAGUGUCGGUACCAGGUGUCAGAGCCACUGUGGACAUCAAAUCAGAGUGACCCCGUGGAGCGGGUGCUGACAGAGCCCACAGGUGCCAAGGAGUGGUCCCAUGGGAACCUGCUGGUGGCGGUGCUGAGGGGCUGUGCUGCUGUCUUGGUCUUCAGCCUGGGCCUCUACUUUGUCCUCGAUGCCCGCAGCCUCUGGACACGGAGAGAUGAGAGCGCAGGUGUCACUCCUGAGAUGCCCGAGUCAAAGCAAUUCCAGGGGCCCUCCAGGGACAGCGUGGAUCUGACCUACACCGAGAUGCCAGCUGCCAUCCCGUGCUCCCAAUCUCCCACUUCCCCCACUGCCCCCCAGUCCCCUGUCAUCUACACCACAGUCAGCACUGAUUUACCGCGCUGAUGGGCCUCUCCAAGUGUCUCAUUUCAGGGGUGUGUGGAAGGGGACAGACCUCAAAUUCCCUGCUUGGGACUCCCUGAUGUCCUCUUCUAACCACAAACCAGAUAACCUCCCCAAAUCUACAAUCCCAAAUUCUCAUUGGUGCAUCCCAAAUGCUUCCCAGACACACCAAAUCCCUAAAUGCUCAUCUCUUACCCCAAAGUCCUUCUUUAUCCCCGCAAAACACUUAGCAGACCAUGAAACCUCCAAAUGCUCUCCCAUCCACUCCCAAACACCACCACCAUUCCUCUGAGACCCCCUCAUCUGUCCCAAUCUACCCCUCCUCUGGAGAUCCCCAGACAUGUCCCUUUGCUCCCCUUCCAUCUCCUACAGAUGCCCUAUAGAUCCCCUAUAAAUUCCCCAAUAUUUCCUGCCUCCUAUUCUCUUCCAGUUUUAUCAUUGGUCUUUGGGUGCUGAGCAAUUCCUUUGUGCAUCACUUGCUUUGGAAAAAUAUAUUCAUAUAUCUCAUCAUCA